This is a messenger RNA of Nicrophorus vespilloides, 6541 nucleotides long. RefSeq lists its product as uncharacterized. Gene Ontology annotation, molecular function: protein binding. Lineage: Eukaryota; Metazoa; Arthropoda; Insecta; Coleoptera; Silphidae. The record is from RefSeq and is a predicted model, not a curated record. Bases 689 to 6541 code for a protein of 1950 amino acids. The transcript has 11 exons.
AAUGGAAUAGAAUAAAUAAAAUCCACCUUAUUUAUGUUGAUAAAAGUUAGAAGUUGGGGGAGCGUAAUAAGUGUCCUUUAUCAGGAUGAUGUAUGUACGAGCGCGGUUGCGAUCAUCCGGGCAACUUUACAAUCAAUCAACCCCCUACACGGCGCGCAGCAUUUCGUCCCUGCGAGAGGGAUGAUUAAUGACAAUGGAGCCGACAACAUCGCCUCCCGCUGACGGAAAUACCAACAACUGGAAACCGGAAACCCAAACGAAACACCCAACCCAGCGACGCUCCGGCACACAAUGACAUGUUUUAUUGACGUUUAUCAUUUGAACUCGUUUUAUUAUAUUUUCCAGUAUGUUCAAUUUGGGUGCUCUCACCAAAACAUCUAGCGUUUUACUAAAUGAUGACGAAGGUUACAUAGAGGUACACGACAUUCGCUUCACACCAAAAUGCAUAGUCUUCAGGAAUCCGUACGAAGGUAAAAAGUUUGAGAGCAGUUUAAUCCUACAGAACGUUGGAAGGAAGCCCGUUUUUAUUAGGAUCAUCGCACCUACAUCCUCGGUAAUACAAGUAAAACAAUUCCCGAAAUGCAUUUUAAAGCUCGCUUUAUAGGCUAUUAAAAUAAAGACACUUAGGAAUGGCACGUAUUUAGCUCCCGGUAUGAGUAUUAAAAGGAUUGUAAAAUACACGGCAGUUAUGGCCACCAUUACAAGAGCCUGCAUUAUACCAAUCCACAUAGACAAACAUUAUUUUAGCUACAAUAUCAAAGUGCAAUUAGCAGCUGUUAUAUUAGAAACUAUACCGAGACUCAUAGAUUUCGGGUGCAUAGACGCAGGUCCCACUACAUCAAAAAAGAAAUUACUACUAAUCAAUAGAGGCGUGAAAGCAACGAAAUUUGUAGUAGAUCUUGGAUCGAACGAUUUAAAUAUUAUAGUCGAACCUAUGCGAGGGAUUUUAACGAGUCGGAGUCAGGUGUUAUUCCACAUAGAGCUGAACGCGAUGAAAGAGGGUCAAUACCAAACUGAAUUUUGGAUCAUUUCCGAAGUGCCACUCUGUAUAAAAGUGUUCGUAAAUGUCGUAUUUGGUAAAAUCGAAGCUAUACAUAAAUUCGCAAUGAGACAAUUCACUUUUAUUCAUUUCCCUAACACGUAUUACGGUUUGAACAGUGUAAAAACCAUGAUUUUGAAAAAUAACAGUUACAUUGGAACUAUGUUCUGUGUCACCGCUGAAAAAGAGGGAGAAGAUUUCCACGUUGAAGAUAUUAUGAAAGAAGAUUCCGAUUACAGCUUCUUCAAUAUCGUUCCAUUCAGCGGCAGACUUCCACCACGCGACGUGAGAGCGUUUUUCUUCAUCUUCUCUCCAAAGUUACUCAUAAAGUCCCAAAGUUGUGUUAUUAUGGCCAUGAUUAAAAUCAACAAAUUGUACUGCAAAGAUUUAGAUUUAACAUUAUACGAAGAUGAGCUAUUGUUCGAUGAACCUGAAAAGCGACUUUCGAAUUCACUGAGGUUAGAAUCCAAUGCUUCUCUAAUACAGCAGCAAAAUGAAAUACCUCAAAUGGAAAAUAACGAUGAUGAUCCCGAAGACUUGGUGGAUAUAAAUAAACCAGUCACAUUCUUUGAAAAUCAUGUGCGUAUUUUAUUGCACGGGGAAGUCGAAGAAGUUUCAGUCUCAAUUGUACCUGAUGAAAUUCAACUUUCUGAUUUAGUCGUCAAGCAACAAGAAAAUCGAGUCGUUCAGCUAACUAACAACUCACAAAAUCUUCCGAUUUACUGCAGAUACCGAAAGUGCGCUUUUGUUGAUAUUGAACCAAAAUUGAUUAUGCUGAAACCUUUAGAGAAAAAAGAUUUGUUGGUCGUUAUUACAGCUAGAUCAUCCGGUACAGUGAAACUGACCGUACGCUUCGAUUUACUUUAUUACGAUUAUCCUAAUUUGGAUAAAGAAUUAAAAAUAAUCGGAGAAGUCUCGUUCAGCCUAUUAAUUGAAAACACAGUUGCAGAAAUGAGUGUUUAUCCCGGGAGAUGCACCAUAAAAGAUGCUUGCAUACCGAGGUUGGGUAAUAACGGUGAAUACGAGCUUACGAGCAAAGGUAUCAAAGUUAAAGAGGAACUGAAGGAUUACUUCAGGAAAUUUAUUAGGAAUUACGCCGAAAAAAUGCGAAAAACUUUACUAGUACCUGUUUCUAAUUUCGAAGAUUACGAAAUAUCAAAAGCAGCAUAUCGGUGUACUAAAUUUACGAUUAAAACUAUACCAGAAAUUGUGGGGAGUGAGUUCAUUCCGUUGACUCCCUUUCAAAUGUUUAAUAUCAAAAUUAAACCCAGAAAUAUGAUAGUUGAAAACGUUGUGGCCAAAUCGAGAUUUAUGCGAAGUAUGAAAAUAAUCAAUAAUAAUAUAUUUCCGGUGAGGGCAUUUUUGAAACCGCAUAAAACACACAACUUCGUAUUUCCGUACGGUUGUCGUAAGGAAAUUAGUGCAUUUGGAGAAGAGGAUGUGUUUUAUGAAUGUCUUACGGAGAACACCACUAUUCAAAAUCAUAUUCUCGAUGUUAUCAUCAACGAAAACCAUGUUUAUGAAACAUCCAUUUCUGUUAAGCUUGUACCAAAAGUCUUGCAUUUCAGCUUUAAGGAUGCAGUAUUUCAAGAGGACGAACCGCCUUACAAGUAUCUUGAGAUUUACAAUAACGUGAACACAGACAUUUACUUCGAAUGGGAUAUUUUGGCUGAUUUAAGUGCAGAACCGCUCAAGGGUUUAGUUCGUCCUGGAAGAGCCUUAACGUGCUUGAUUUAUUACGAUAUUGCCAAUUGUUCUGUUAAUAAUUACGAAUUGCUAAUGAAGAUGGACAACAAGAGGAGUCAAACUUUCCGGUUUAUUUUGGAUAAACUAAAGUAUGAAGUAACAUUCGUCGAUGAAAUAGAUUUCGGCGAUGUGGGCAUUAACGUGAAUUCUCAGAGAAAAGCAGUUUUGAAUAAUAACAGUUUUGAGCCUUUGUCAUUCGAGACAAAUAUAGAUGAUUUUGUAGAUGGUAUGAAAGUGUAUCCAAGGGAUGGAAUAAUAGAACCUAAAUCCAAAAAGAUAUUCAUUUUUCAAUUGUUGCGACAUGCCGCAGGACCUUUCGAAAGUAAAAUGAUCAUUAACGUAGCCAACACCACAUUACUUUCGGUGACAAUUAAAGGGAACGUUGUCCUUCCAAAAGUACAAUUCAACCCGGAAAUCAUCAGAUUUAAGAAAAUGUCUGCGAGUUCCUUCGACGUAAAAUGUUUGAGCGUUAAAAACAUAUCGAACAUAACUAUUCUCUUUGAAUUCGAGCCGGAGAGAAUUCCCGAAAUGAACUUCACUGAAAGAGACUCGCAUAUUUUUAUCACCGAUGAGGAAUAUUAUUUGGAACCGGGUGAAGAGAAGAAAUUCACCAUUCACUAUUAUCCUACCUACGCUUUGGUAACAUCCUUUAUGGCUCCUGUAUUAGUAAACAAACUCAAUUACUCUAAACUACCAAAUUUUAAAUUGUACACAUCAGUGAUGACGCACAAAUUAUUUACUAAAACAUGGAAAUACGAAUUUUUCUACUUUCCACAUUACGAAAGCUACUCAAAGUUGACACAGAAAAUUCGAAUAUCAAAUCCUUCAAAAUCUCUUUUAAAGAUUUGUAUUAGAUUUGAUCAGUUGAAGGAGCCGUUCAGCUUAGAACACUUAGAAGGCGGUCUUUGUACCAAGUACGAAUGUUCUAUUGUAGUUGAAUUGGAAGCAGACACGCAGGUAAUCUUCUUAGCUCAUUUUAGACCGCAAACUCCAGGAUUCUACGAUAUAAGACUACCAGUAUACGUAAAAGACGACUUUUCCGAAGACAUGCACAAUUAUUUUUACUUUAAAGGCAUGUAUCCGUCGGCCGAAAUCAAGUCCAAUUACGAAUCGAUUUAUUUUGGAAUGUUGCCACUGAACUUCCAAAUUAUGACAAAUGUGGAAUUGAAUCUGCAUUACCACAAUCCAGAUUGCGACUUGAAAAUUGUCAGCACCGACAUUAAUAUGCAAAUUCAGAGCGGAGAAUUGGUAAUGAAUGAGACGGUCGUGAAACAUCGUUUUCAGAUUUACUACUUGGCCCACGAAACACAUAACAUAGAUACACAGCUACAAAUCUACUGCAAAUGCGGCGCAUAUAAAACAAUUAAAUGCACUGGAAGCACUGAGAAUUGCUUUAUAACUAAUUUUGCUUGUUGCAAGUAUUUUGAGGAAGAAUUGAAGCAACCGAUAGAUACUAUCUUUCAUAUGUCACAAUUAAACGCCGAAUCUAAAUCAUCUUUAGGAUCUUACUUUGUUUUAAAUACCACGGAAAAGAUUAAAAGCUACGAAUAUUUGCAUGGACUUUGCUUUCCAACAACGCCUGGACCAUUCUUGAAUUACAUGAACUCUGCGGUGAAGGCUGUUGAGCAAUGGCUUUAUGAACAAGGUUUCUAUGGUACUGUAUAUUACAAAGUACCAGAUACCAUAAGCAUCUUUGAAAUAACUGAAGACAAACAGUUUAUGGGAAAAACCAAGAGGUUUGCUAAAAUUGGAAAAAGCAUUAUGUUGCCAUACUUUGCAUUAUUAAAAAAUAUUUGUGGAAACAUAAUUAGCAAAUAUUUUAAACUGGAAUUGAAUGAACAGGAAAAUGUGGUUCUGCAAGUUUACAAAGUAUACCAACAAUUAAUUGAUUUCCUUCAUAAAAUACAAGCGUUUGUAAACCAUAUUACUCCUGAAUUCUUGUUAAGUUAUGAUGAUUACGUGGAUUACAUGUCCGAGAUAGGAAAGAAGCCAAUAACAUACACAAAAUUUUAUCAACAAUCCAAGCAGUUUUGGCUCGACCUUUUGCUACAAACUUACAAGGUGUUUGUUUAUAAAAGAUUGCUAUCCACGAAUCCGAAUUUAUCCACAUACACGUCGACGUGCAAAAUAGACGUUUGCUCCAGUUUAUACAUUUUCACUGAAAACAUCGUUCCGAUAAACGAAGCCAUUUACAGCGAUCAAGGUGCGAUGAUUCUCAAUUGGCUUAACAAACAUUUUCGAGAGCAAAAGUACUUCUUAGCUUCGGAGACGUUCGGAAAUGAUACUUACGAUGAAGCCAUUUUAGAUAGAAAGAAUGUACAAAAUUUUAGCUCCGACUUGUGUGAUGGUUUAGCGUUUUGCGCUGUAACUGUUGCAUUGUGUCCAUAUUUAAUCAAUCAUCUGAAGGGAAUAUACGUACCUCCGAUGUGCAAUGAAGAGUAUUUGCACAACGCCUGUUUACUCAUCAAAGUGUGGAAGAUGAUGAAUUCUAGUUACACAAUCAUGCCUAAAGAUAUUACACAACCGAACGAUAUACAAAUGAUCAUGUUUUGUGCUUAUCUUUACGAAUUCUUAAUCCGACUUAAACCAAAGGAAACUAUACAUCUGAGCGCAAACUUGUCGGACUCAGUAAGCGAAAGCAUUAGCAUAGGUAACGAUAAUUGCCAUGCCAUAAUUUACAAAAUCGUAUUUUUUGAUAACCAAGAUGAUUCGUUCACACUCGAGAAUAACACAAUAACGAUUCCCCCAAACGCAGUGCGAAAAUUAAAGAUAACUUACCAUGCAAAGUUUGUGAAGAAGCUGAAAUCAACGAUGGUUUUAUGCGGAGAAAUGUAUGGUAAUAAAUUUACUCACGGAAAGGCUUUCUAUCUUCAGGGAACUCCACUAUUUACCAACCCUUCUAUUGAGUUGACCGCAUCAUCUCGCGUUUACGAAAUCAAAGAAAUUUCCAUUGAAUUCCAAGCUCCGUACCAUGAACCAGCUGUUUACGAAAUCUACUUCACCAUGAACGAACCCAAGGAAAUUGAAAAUCUGCAAUUGGUUUCUUAUAAACAAAUACUGAAUUUCAAUUCGUUGCCGAGGGUCCAGAUCGAGCAUGGUACUUGCGAAGCAAAUGAGGAAGGAAUAAUUUCCAUCACAGCUACAGUUUGUUCGGUUACUAAGAACAAUAGAGAUGUAUGGGUAUUUGCAAAGAACUCUACAGUCGGCGAUUUUAUGGUUCUGCUGCACAUCGAGGCUAUGCCCUCUAAGGAAUUCACAAAGAUAUGCCUAAAUUUACCUCAGAAUUUUAACGAAUUGCCGUGCAACUGCAAAAUACCUAGUGUCAAUAACAGCUGUCCAAGAAAUGUGAUUUUGAAGAUACCUUCGAGAAACGCCGCACUUUGGAAGGCGGUUAUGGGACAACUACUUCGAAAUCCCGAUGAAGAUGAGCAACGCUUUUGGACCACUUACCAAAAAUCUCCGAUUGGUCAACACGUUAUAAAGAGGAUUUUGAUGGAUUACAAGAAGUUUGUUACCAUGGAUACGGCAUAUAUUUUCAAUGCAAGCAUAGAGUACGCAGUUCGUGUAAAAAGCGAUGAUGUUAUAGCACAGGAAUCAUUGGUCAUAGCGAACACUACGAAAUUAUUGGAUACUACAGAUUUGACUCUUCAUAUUACUGGAGACGCUAAACCAUUUAAGUUUGUGCUGGAAUCAUUGGAUAGAAAGGAACUUCGACAGUACCGUGUAUGGUUGGAUUUCCACAAUAAAAUGUUUUGA